Messenger RNA from Cuscuta campestris, 624 nucleotides. NCBI's taxonomy places the organism in Eukaryota, Viridiplantae, Streptophyta, Magnoliopsida, Solanales, Convolvulaceae. The record is from the annotation of a GenBank genome assembly.
CACUUUCAUUUUUACACACCAUCCAAUGCACUUCUUUAAUCCAUUUUAUCUUGUAAUUUGUAUAUUAAAAAAUUAUAGAAAUUAUAUAUUAAUAAUCUAUAUGUUAAGACAAAUCAAACAAGAUCACGCAUGACUAUAUUUAGGCUUACACAUUGAGAGAAUUUGAUGAGUCAAAGUGCUUAGAUGAACAGUUCCAAAAGGGCCGGAUGGAUUCAAGAACCAUGCAUCAUGCUCUGGUCAUCAUGACUCUCUUUGUGGUUACAUUUUGCGUUAUUAGUCCAUCAGGGAGGACGGAAGCAAGGAAUGUGGCCAUGCCAUGCAAGAACGACGCCGAUUGCAACUACUCACCAAAUUGCAAAUGCGGCGGCUUAUAUCUUUGUGUUUGCACCCCUCCUACUGCGGCAAGCAAUAACGGGUCUCCUCAUCCACUCAACAACGACCAGCCUUUAAUAAUUACAGAGUAGUAUUUCUUAAUUAAUUAAUUAAUUAAUCUCGCAUGCAUCUAUGAAUGUACCAAUAUAAAAUGCAUGCAUGCAUAUGUACGUGUGGAUGUACGACCGGCAAUGCAUGCAUAUGCUUAGUGAAGUAUGCAAUUUAAAUAAAUCAUAAAUGUUAUCGAUGCCU